Hyposmocoma kahamanoa is the source of this 1961-nucleotide messenger RNA. Its product is annotated as solute carrier family 2, facilitated glucose transporter member 8-like. Gene Ontology annotation, biological process: transmembrane transport. Gene Ontology annotation, cellular component: membrane. Gene Ontology annotation, molecular function: transmembrane transporter activity. The record is from RefSeq and is a predicted model, not a curated record. The transcript has 9 exons. Lineage: Eukaryota; Metazoa; Arthropoda; Insecta; Lepidoptera; Cosmopterigidae. Bases 279 to 1799 code for a protein of 506 amino acids.
GGUGUUUCCUAUAGUGAAGUGCAAAAAGUGAGAUAACGAAAAAAAUACCGUUUCGAAUAAAAAGGAUAUUCCAGAUAUUUCCAUUUUAGAAGCUAGUGUCUGGUGCUUAUCUUUUCGAGUCUGGCGUAUUCUAACAGUGUUGUCUGUGAUUGCUUUGCUCUGAGAAUUUUGCGGACCUCUCACAACUCUAUACAAAAUACCAUGAAUAGCACCAGUGACCAGUGAACAAUCUCUUUAUUGAAAAGAAACAUCCUUUGCGGCGGCGGCGCGUACGCAACAUGUUCCUGCUUGCUGUACGAUGGCUAAAGAAAAUCAGGAAUGGAGGAUUGGCCAACCAGUUCCUUAUGGCGCUUAUGGUGACGAUCCCUGUUCUCAACUUCGGUAUGGUAAUGGGCUGGCAGUCCCCCAUGACACCAAUCCUUCAAGAUCCCCAAGGACCGGCUCCUGAGUCAAUCACCGAUAACCACAUAUCUUGGAUGGCUUCCGUUACUUUCAUUCCUGCGAUCUUCUGUGGCUUUAUUGUUGGCGAUCUGGCUGACCGAUGGGGAAGGAAAGUCGUCACUUUGCUGACUUCGCUUAUGCUGUCUAUCAGCUGGAUUAUCAUACUCUUCUGUCUCCAACCCUGGGCAUUGAUUGCUUCCAGAGCGGUCGCAGGCCUGGCCUGUGCCGGUUGCUACGUGGUCACGCCAUUGUACUUGAAGGAGAUAGCAUCAGAUCACAUCCGCGGUGCCCUAGGCUCCCUCUUCAUCCUCUCUCAGAACGUCGGCUACCUCGUGGUCUAUAUCGCUGGUGACUUUCUUUCUUUCGCGGCAGUCAUGUGGUUGUGCACAGCGAUACCAGUGCUGCACAUACUAGCUUUUCUUCCGAUGCCCGAAACGCCCGUCUUUCUUGUGAAGCAGGGAAAAUUAAAGGAGGCGAGAGCAGGUCUAGCAUGGCUACGUGGCACUACCGUCGAAGAUAAAGACCUGGAGGAAGCUGUACAACAGCUGGAGCGUGAGGAGGAGUACGCAAAGUCCAUGAAAAAAGCAACCUGGAAAAGCAUUGUACAAGACAAAACAACCUUCCAGGCGUUCCGUAUCGCGUUAAACGUGAUGCUUUCGCAAGAAACUUGCGGGUACCUUGUCGUCCUCAUGUACGCCGGUUCUAUCUUCGACCAGGCAACGAAUAACAUUGGACUAAAACUCAGCCCCAACAAGCAAACCAUUAUUGUAGGUGUCAUACAGCUGCUUGGUUCUGUAGUUGCCAGUUGCAUUGUUGAGAAAACUGGACGGAAGUGGCUCCUAGCCGGUACGGCCUUUGCAACAGGGCUGUCAAUGUUAGCGCUCGGAGGAUGGUUCUACAUCACAUCCCUGAACGUAUGGUUACCAGGCUGGCUGCCAGUCCUCGCCAUGUGCCUUUGCAUUUUCGCCGCCGCCGCUGGCUACCAGCCUGUCCCUUACGUUAUCACUUCGGAGUUAUUCUCAUUCCAACACCGCGGCAUGGUAACUUCCUUCGUCAGCAGUGUGGACGCUCUAAGUGACUUCCUUCAAACGAAAGCCUACGAUCCCCUUCUGAAGUUGCUCGGCAUCCACUGGGUCUUCAUCUUGUUUUCAAUAGUUUGCUUCAGUGGCACUUUCUACACAAUCAUGUGGGUGCCAGAAACAAAAGAUAGAACUGUGGAAGAAAUCUACGCCCUUCUAGAAGAUGGGAGACAGAAAGAGAAAAGAAAAGAUGUAGAAAGUGGGAAACGACAAGUUAAAGUUGGAAAAAAGAAUGAUAAGGAAGGAAAGGAGAAUGACGAAGAGGUUAGCAGAUUGUGAUCUUGUCUAGAUCUGUUACGUUGUACUUAUUUAUGUGAUAGACUGCAAAUGUUGCAAUGUUACGUUGGAUUUAUUGGACUUUUGUACUCUUUUGGAUUAUUUUAGGUCAACUCGAACCAUACAUAGAUGACAAGACGACUGAGUCAGAACUAUGAAUCUCGU